This is a messenger RNA of Candida tropicalis MYA-3404, 1899 nucleotides long. RefSeq names its product 27S pre-rRNA (guanosine2922-2'-O)-methyltransferase (gene SPB1). The coding region runs from base 1 to 1899 and encodes 632 amino acids. The record is from RefSeq and is a predicted model, not a curated record. Gene Ontology annotation, cellular component: nucleus; preribosome, large subunit precursor; nucleolus. Gene Ontology annotation, biological process: maturation of LSU-rRNA from tricistronic rRNA transcript (SSU-rRNA, 5.8S rRNA, LSU-rRNA); maturation of 5.8S rRNA from tricistronic rRNA transcript (SSU-rRNA, 5.8S rRNA, LSU-rRNA); rRNA methylation. The transcript has a single exon. Lineage: Eukaryota; Fungi; Ascomycota; Pichiomycetes; Serinales; Debaryomycetaceae. Gene Ontology annotation, molecular function: rRNA (guanine) methyltransferase activity; rRNA (uridine-2'-O-ribose)-methyltransferase activity.
AUGGGUAAACAACAAAAGAAACAUAGUAAAGGUCGUUUAGAUAGAUACUAUUACCUUGCGAAAGAAAAAGGGUACAGAGCUCGUUCUUCUUUUAAAAUCAUUCAAAUUAAUGAAAAAUAUGGACAUUUUUUAGAAAAAUCCAAAGUUGUUAUAGAUUUGUGUGCUGCUCCAGGUUCUUGGUGUCAAGUAGCUUCACAAUUAUGUCCCGUUAAUUCAUUAAUUAUUGGGGUUGAUAUUGUACCAAUUAAGCCAUUACCUAAUGUUAUUACUUUUCAAUCAGAUAUUACUACUGAAGAUUGUAGAAGUAGAUUAAGAGGUCAUAUGAAAACUUGGAAAGCAGAUACUGUAUUACAUGAUGGUGCUCCUAAUGUUGGUUUGGGUUGGGUUCAAGAUGCUUUCACACAAUCUCAAUUAACUUUACAAGCUUUAAAAUUAGCAGUUGAAAAUUUAGCCGCAGGAGGAACAUUUGUUACCAAAAUUUUCAGAUCAAGAGAUUAUAAUAAUUUAAUGUGGGUUUUCCAGCAAUUGUUUGAAAAAGUUGAAGCAACUAAACCACCAGCUUCAAGAAAUGUAUCUGCAGAAAUUUUCGUUGUUUGUAAAGGAUUUAAAGCACCAAAGAAAUUAGAUCCUCGAUUAUUGGAUCCAAAAGAAGUUUUUGAAGAAUUAGGAGCUGAAAAACAAAACAAUGAAGCAAAAGUGUUCAAUCCUGAAAAAUUUGCUAGUACCAGACAAAGACAAGGUUAUGAAGAAGGUGAUUAUACAUUAUAUCAUACUAUGCCAAUUAUGGAAUUUAUUAAAGAAGAAGAUCCAAUUGAUAAAUUAGGUACUUUGAAUAAAUUUGAUAUCCCUGAUAAAAAUGAAGAUCAUGAAUGGAAAAUUAUUACCAAGCUGAAGAUUUUCACUCCUGAAUUAGCUGAAUGUGCCAAAGAUUUGAAAGUUCUUGGUAAAAAAGAAUUUAAACAUUUGAUCAGAUUCCGUCAAAAGGCUAGAGAUUUAUUAGGAUUGAAUGAUAAAGUUGACAAAACACCAAUUGAUGUCGAAGAAGAAUUGAAUGAUGAAGAAAAAAUUGAUAGAGAACUUCAAGAACUUAUGCAAAAAAUGGAGAAACAAAAACAAAAAAGAGUCAAGAAAUUAAGAGAAAUUAAAGCUCAAAGCAAACAAGCUAGUAAGAAUGUGUUUGAAUUUGAUUCUAUUUUCGCUGGUUUGGAAUCUUUUGGAGAUGAUAUUUUCAUUCAAAAUGAAAUGGAUAAUAAAGCUGCUGCUGAAUCAGGAGAUAUCGAUGCGGGUAUUGAAAUUGAUGAAGAUGAUUCUAAAUCCAAAAAUGGUGCUGACGAAGAAGAUGAAGAAGAACUUGAAGAAUUUGAUGGACCAGAUCAAGAUGAUUUGGGAGAUCUUCCAGAUAUUGAUCCUAUUCCAUCAUCAGCACGUGGAGCUACACUUGAUGAAGAUUCACCAGAAUUUUUCACAUUGGCACAUAAAGUUGCAUUAGGACAAAAACAUGAUGUUAUUGAUUCUUCAUUUAAUAGAAAUUGGGGAUUUGAAGAUGAACGUGCUAUUACUGAUGGUAUUUCCAAUGCUGCACUUCUCUCUAAGAAAGCAUUAAAAAAUAAAAGACUGUUAUCAAAGAAGGCACUUGAAGCAGUUGCUAGAAAGAAGAUGAAGAUGCAAAAGAAAUUUGAGAAAUUGAAGAGUAUUGAAGAUGUAUCUGAUUAUAAUAAGAUGGUUAAGAAGAUUAGUAAAAAACCACAAAAGAAGAAAGUUACUGUUAUUGUUGCUCGUGGGUCGAAUCGUGGUUUAUCUGGACGUCCAAAGGGUGUUAAAGGUAAAUAUAAGAUGGUUGAUGGUGUGCUGAAGAAUGAACAACGUGCAUUGAAGAGAAUUGCAAAAAAGAGAAAGUAA